UCUUUUUUUUUCUUUUUUACUUGUUGUUCCUCAUCUCUUAAAUAAAACCAACUCAACAUGUCGAAUCAAAUCAGUAUGAUUGGGAUUGACGAUAUCUUAAAGAAACGCUUCUUGGAACUUAUCAAGACCGUUAAUCCCACAGGCAGAUGGAAACUAGUUGUUGUUGACAGUCUUUCUUCAAAAAUUCUUAAUUCGGCCUGUAAAAUGUACGAUAUUCUUGAAGAAAAUGUUACUUUGGUAGAAAACAUUGAGAAGCCUAGACAACCUUAUCCAAGCUAUGAGGCAAUUUACAUUUUGACGCCUUGUAUUGAGUCUUGUUCUCGUUUAGUCGAUGAUUUUUCGCGUCCAGGUGGAAAAAUGUAUGCAGCUGCCCACGUUCAUUUUAUCAAUGCUUUGGAAAACAACACAUUUAAUGAGUUUACUCGACUUUUGAAUGCAGCUAACGCUGCUAAUGAUAUCAAGAGCUUGAAGGAAAUGUAUGUCGACUUUUUAGUUCGAGAAAAUUGCGUCUACAGCUUGGAUGAUGAAAAAAAGUUUCUUCGUCUGUUUGCUAAUGACGAAACAGUACAAACGCAGGCUGAACUUGAGGAUAUCGCCAAGGAGCUCUUGUGUGUUUGUGUUACACUAGGCGAAAAUCCAUUGAUCCGUUAUCAUCGUCCUUUGGACAUCAAGGAGACUAUCAACCGAAGAAUCCCUGAACAACUGGCUAAAGCAGUUCAGUCUGAAUUGGAUAACUUUUGUGCGACAAAUCCCGAAUAUCCACCUCCUAGAGAUCCUCCACUUCCUAGUGGUACCUUGAUUAUUUUGGAUCGUACAAUUGAUCCCAUCUCGCCCUUUUUGCAUGAAUUUACCUAUCAAGCAAUGGUUGCUGAUCUCUUGGAAGUAGAAGAAAUCCCUACUGGUCUCAAGUACGAAUACAAGUACACUCAAGAAGAUGGCACAACACAAGACCAAGAAGUAACUCUUGUUGAAACUGAUCCAGUCUAUUGUACUAUUCGCCACAUGCAUAUUGCCAACACAACAGAAAAACUUAUUAGUGAUUUCAAUGCCUUCCUCGACGAAAAUCAAAUUUCCUCCUCAAGUGGUCCUACUACUGCUGCUAGUUUGAGUGAUAUGAAGAACAUGAUUUCCAAUUUGCCCCAAUACCAAGAAAUGAAGAGUCGAUUUUCUGCUCAUAUGAACAUUGCUAGUGAAUGUAUGAGUGAAUUCAAAUCGCAAAACUUGGAAGAAAUUGGCUUGUUGGAGCAAGACAUGGCAUGUGGUGAAACUCCUGAAGGAGAAAAGCCAAAGAAUUUGGUCGAAGCCUUGACUCCCAUCUUGGAUGAUCCAUUGACAAGCCAAAUGGUCAAGACACGAUUGAUUUUAUUAUGGAUUGCCACUUCAGAUGCUGUUGAUCCCGAAGAUCUUGAGACGUUAUUAGCUGUUGCUCGUCUAGAACAGGAAUACAAAGACGCUAUUGAAAACAUCAAAUUACUGGGUGUUCAACUGUCCAAGUCAGCAAAUAAGUUGGGUAAGAAGAUGAAGAAGGGCUUAAAGAAAAAAACCAAUCCUCAACAAGAAGUACCUUUUGAUUUGUCACGUUACGUGCCUGUAGUGAAGCGUAUCGUUGAAGGUCACAUUGAUGGUACAAUUGACCAAAGUUUGUUUCCUAACAACAUUCGUAAUGUCAAACAACGCAACACACGCAAAAAUACAGAGGAAGCAGUCAAGGAAGUUCCUAAAUUGAGAGUGUACAAAACUCAAUGGCAUAAGAAAUCUAGCAAGGGUACUAAUGCUGCACCCAAACCUCCUUCUGGUCCACCUGUCAUUAUAUUCAUUGUUGGUGGUAUGACAUAUUCCGAAAUUCGAUCUGCUUAUGAGAUUGCAGAGACCUUUGAUCGUGAAGUUUAUAUUGGUUCCACUCAUAUCAUUACACCUGAUAAAUUUGUGACGGAUCUGGGUAAACUAGACAAAAAGAUACCACCUCCCAAAGGCUUGAUUCCUCCAUACACAGGUUCUAUUCAUAAAUCUAAUUCAGUUCCAGGCGGUGGACAACAAGCCUUACCGCCUCGAACCACAUCUUCUGUACCUAAUAGUAACUCAAAAGGACAUCAUCACAAGUUACUAGGAAAAUGGUAAAAUAAAGAAUGCCUUAAUAGGCAUAAUAUAAGGAUAAGUUA
Messenger RNA from Gilbertella persicaria, 2159 nucleotides. RefSeq names its product Sec1-like protein. NCBI's taxonomy places the organism in Eukaryota, Fungi, Mucoromycota, Mucoromycetes, Mucorales, Choanephoraceae. Gene Ontology annotation, cellular component: plasma membrane; secretory granule. The transcript has 10 exons. Bases 58 to 2118 code for a protein of 686 amino acids. The record is from RefSeq and is a predicted model, not a curated record. Gene Ontology annotation, molecular function: syntaxin binding. Gene Ontology annotation, biological process: intracellular protein transport; vesicle-mediated transport.